Messenger RNA from Manihot esculenta (cassava), 1675 nucleotides. RefSeq names its product CAAX prenyl protease 1 homolog. The transcript has 14 exons. Lineage: Eukaryota; Viridiplantae; Streptophyta; Magnoliopsida; Malpighiales; Euphorbiaceae. Gene Ontology annotation, biological process: CAAX-box protein processing. Gene Ontology annotation, molecular function: metalloendopeptidase activity. The record is from RefSeq and is a predicted model, not a curated record. Bases 78 to 1352 code for a protein of 424 amino acids. Gene Ontology annotation, cellular component: endoplasmic reticulum membrane.
CUUCUAUAUAUCUGUCACCAUGAACAAAACCCCCAUUUUAUCAUUUCACGCUCGACGCUUCAACCUUCGAUUCCGCCAUGGCGUUUCCUUACAUGGAAGCUGUACUUGGUUUUAUGGUACUCAUGUAUGUUUUUGAAACGUAUUUGGAUUUGCGGCAACAUUCUGCACUGAAACUGCCAACUCUUCCCAAAACUUUAGAAGGAGUAAUCAGCCAAGAGAAGUUUGAAAAAUCUCGAGCUUAUAGUCUUGAUAAAAGCCACUUCAAUUUUGUUCAUGAAUUUGUGACUAUACUGCUGGAUUCUGCCAUUUUAUAUUUUGGGAUAUUGCCUUGGUUCUGGAAGAAAUCAGGAAACUUUCUACUUUUGAGUGGUCUCAGUGCAGAAAAUGAAAUUCUACACACCCUUGCUUUUUUGGCUGGUGUUAUGAUAUGGUCACAGAUCACUGAUUUGCCUUUUUCUCUCUAUUCAACCUUUGUGAUUGAGGCCCGUCAUGGUUUCAACAAACAAACAAUAUGGUUAUUCAUUAGGGACUUGUUCAAGGGAAUUUGCCUUGCUAUUGUACUUGGCCCACCUAUUGUUUCAGCAAUCAUUUUAAUAGUACAGAAAGGAGGUCCUUACUUGGCCAUCUAUCUUUGGGCAUUUAUGUUUGUUCUCUCUCUAGUGAUGAUGACACUCUAUCCAGUUUUGAUAGCCCCACUGUUUAAUAAGUUCACCCCUCUUCCAGAAGGAGAGCUCAGGGCAAAAAUUGAGGCACUCGCUUCCUCCCUCAAGUUUCCUUUAAAGAAAUUGUUUGUUGUAGAUGGAUCUACAAGGUCAAGUCAUAGCAAUGCAUACAUGUAUGGCUUCUUUAAGAACAAGCGAAUUGUCCUUUAUGAUACAUUGAUUCAGCAGUGCAAAGACGAUGAAGAAAUUGUAGCUGUAAUUGCUCAUGAAUUGGGUCAUUGGAAACUUAACCAUACCAUGUACUCAUUUAUUGCUGUGCAGAUCCUUACAUUUUUGCAAUUUGGAGGAUAUACUCUUGUGCGAAACUCGAGCGAUCUGUUUCGAAGUUUUGGGUUUGAUACACAACCAGUACUCAUUGGACUGAUCAUAUUUCAGCAUACUGUAAUACCUCUCCAACACCUAGUAAGCUUUGGUCUUAAUCUUGUGAGUCGUUCUUUUGAAUUUCAGGCUGAUGCUUUCGCCAAGAAGCUUGGUUAUGCCUCUGCUCUUCGUGCUGGUCUUGUGAAACUACAGGAGGAAAAUCUGUCGGCUAUGAAUACAGAUCCUUGGUACUCGGCAUAUCACUAUUCUCAUCCUCCUCUAGUUGAAAGACUGGCUGCACUUGAUGAAUCGGAUAAGAAGGCAGACUGAUACGAGCAACUCGGGUCUAAUAGUUGAAAUCAGCCACUUGGACAUAACUGUUAUUGGUCCUGCUGGAGGUUUACAUUAUAGUUCGUGUAACACUUAUGCCAGAAAAACUCUGUUCCUACUUUCUAGGUGAGAGAAACAGGGAAAAAGGAGAAAAGAAUGGGGGGAAAUGGAACAUGGUCGUGUAUCUUAUUUUUGCAUCAGCCUUUAAUGGUCACAGAAUCUAAGUUGGUGACUUGGUUUUCAAUUCAGAGGUAAUUAGAAUUCGUAUGUGUUGAACAGAGAUGAUUGAUGCUGGUCUUUUUAAGUGUUUCUUUUUCGCGUUA